CGCGUUGCUGUUGUCUCUGCACGUAACAUUGAUGUAGACCUGUUGUUUAGAUGUACGUAUAAUAGGAGAGUGCAUUAUGAAAUCUAUAAUCCCCCGUCACAAGUGCUUUGUACCUGAUGAUGAUGGAAAAAACGGGGCAGAAAAACCAGGCAUUUUCAGACGAUGCCAGGAAAAGAAGCAGCAUUAGAUUGGCUGUUCGAACACAUUUAAUGAGAUGAAGGAGGACAACAAAGCAGAUAUAGGAAAAGAUCUGAGGAGUAUCUAGUGAAGAGGACAUAGGAAAAGAUCUGAGGUGUAUCUAGUGAAGAGGAUAUAGGAAAAGAUCUGAGGUGUAUCUAGUGAAGAGGACAUAGGAAAAGAUCUGAGGUGUAUCUAGUGAAGAGGAUAUAGGAAAAGAUCUGAGGUGUAUCUAGUGAAGAGGAUAUAGGAAAAGAUCUGAGGUGUAUCUAGUGAAGAGGAUAUAGGAAAAGAUCUGAGGUGUAUCUAGUGAAGAGGACAUAGGAAAAGAUCUGAGGUGUAUCUAGUGAAGAGGAUAUAGGAAAAGAUCUGAGGAGUAUCUAUUGAAGAGGACAUAGGAAAAGAUCUGAGGUGUAUAUAUAUAUCUAGUGAAGAGGAUAUAGGAAAAGAUCUGAGGUGUAUCUAGUGAAGAGGAUAUAGGAAAAGAUCUGAGGUGUAUCUAGUGAAGAGGACAUAGGAAAAGAUCUGAGGUGUAUCUAGUGAAGAGGACAUAGGAAAAGAUCUGAGGAGUAGCGAGUGAAGAGGAUAUAGGAAAAGAUCUGAGGUGUAUCUAGUGAAGAGGAUAUAGGAAAAGAUCUGAGGUGUAUCUAGUGAAGAGGACAGAAAAAGAUAGUAAAGAGCAUGUAUAAGAAAAGAUUUCAGGAGUACUUUAGCUAGUGAACAGGCCAUUUUUCCAAACAAUAGAAAUAAAUGUUGCUAAUGUGAUCAUGAGAACAAGAAAAUCACCAGCCAUUUCUGGUACUACUACACCAAUAAAAAGACAGCAAUGGAAUUCUUACGAGAUCACACAUUUGCGUCGAGCUGUUACCUUCAUACCCGAGGACCACCCAGAAUUCUGGGAGUUGGUACAGCAGAUGGUGAGGACCAAAACCAAGGAGGAAUGUUGGAAGCAGCACCAGAUAGACCUGGCAUCAGGGGAAAGUACUUAUCCAAGGGAGACAAGCAUAUGCGUUACUGACCAAAGGGAGGCAAUCAUAGACGUUACUGACCAAAUGGAUGCAAGCAUAGACGUUACUGACCCAAGGAUGACAAGCAUAGAAGUUACUGACCCAAGGGAAACAAGCAUAGGAGAAGUUAUUGACCAAAGGGAGGCAAACAUAGGUGACGUUACUGAUGCAACAGAGUCCAACAAUGGAGAAGUCUAUGAAAAUCAAGAUGCCACGCAUAUGGCUGCAGUGGAUACCAGAUUUCAUUCGUCUGCCAAAAUAUCAUACCAGCAAUUAGAAGAAAAUAGUAGCUUCGAGGACAAAACAUCAAAAUGUGAUGUUGGCGAAGAAGAAAGGUACAAUUCAGAAAAGCAGAAACGUAAUAGCCACAAUAAAAGAGAUGGAGAAAAAUAUUACCAGUGUGAUGUUUGUGGUAAAGGUUUCAACAUUAAGUCAUUGUUAUUGAGGCAUUCCCUGCUGCAUAGACGAGGAAAAUUAUAUAAUUGUGAUGUGUGUAGAAAAGGCUUCACUUUCAGGUCUUGGUUGCACCGCCAUGUCCGGAUGCAUAAAGGGAAAAGUAAGGGAUGCAAGUCGGAGUAUGUUACAAAGAAACCCCCUUGUGUUCAUACAGGAACAAAACCAUACAAAUGUGAUGUUUGUGGUAAAGGGUUCUGUGAUAUGUCAUCUGUGAAGAGACACCUUCUUGAACAUACAGGAGAACAACCGUGCAAAUGCAAUGUUUGUGGUAAGGGGUUCAACGACCAGUAUAAUUUGAAGACACACCUUCGUGUCCAUACAGGAGAAAAACCAUUCACAUGUGAUGUUUGUGGUAUGAGGUUCAGAGAAAAGGCUAGUGUGAAGAAACACCACUUUCGUUUUCAUCCAGGAGACAAACCGUACAAAUGUGAUGUUUGUCAUAAGGGGUUCCGUAAGGAGUCUGAUUUGACCGCACAUAGUCGUGUUCAUACAGGAGAAAAAGCGUACAAAUGUGAUUAUUGUGGUAAGGGGUUCAUUAAACAGUCUCAAGCAAAGAUACACCUUCGUGUCCAUACAGGAGAAAAACCGUACAAAUGUGAUGUUUGUGGUAAAGCGUUCACUAGCAUGUCUAAUGUGAGGAGACACCUUUGUGUCCAUACAGGAGAAAAGCCGUACAAAUGUGAUACUUGUGGUAAGAGGUUCAUUGAAAAGUCUCAAGCAAAGAGGCACCUUCGUGUCCAUACAGGAGAAAAAGCGUACAAAUGUGAUGUUUGUGGAAAGUUGUUCAAAGAAAAGGCCAGUGUGAAGAAACACCACUUUCGUUUUCAUUCAGAAGAAAAACCGUACAAAUGUGAUGUUUGUGGUAAAUGGUUCAAUAGCAUGUAUAAUGUGAGGAGACACAUUCGUUUUCAUUCAGGAGAAAAACCGUACAAAUGUGAUGUUUGUCAUAAGGGGUUCGGUAAGCGGCCUGAUUUGACCGCACAUAGUCGUGUUCAUACAGGAGAAAAACCGUACAAAUGUGAUGUUUGUGGUAAAGGGUUCAAUAGAAUGUCAAAUGUGCGGAGACACCUUCGUGUCCAUACAGGAGAAAAACCGUACAAAUGUGAUGUUUGUGGUAAAGGGUUCAAUAGAAUGUAUAAUGUGCGGAGUCACCUUCGUGUCCAUACAGGAGAAAACCCGUACAAACGUAAUAUUUCUGUUAAGACGUUAAGUGACAAGUCUUAAUGUGAGGAGACAGCACCUUCGUCUUCAUACAGAUGAAAAUGUACAAAUGUGAUGUUUGUUAUUAGUGGCUCAGUGCGAAGAGACAUAGAAGAGAAAAUCCUUACACAUGUAAUUAUUGUGAUAAGAUGUUCAAUCAGUAGUCUAAUUUGAAUUAAGUUGCACUUUCGUGUGAAGAAAAACCUUCAUCCACGACACAUGGAUGACUCGCUACCCUAGAUAUUGUCCCUAUUACAUAGAUCGAUAAAGAAUGAUUGUUUCCCCUUUUCUUUGUCCAAAAUGUAUGAUGUUCUCGCUACCCUAUAUGUCAUCCCCUUGUAGAUGUCCACAAUGCAUCAUCCAUGAUGGCUCGCGUCCCUCAAUGUUAUUCCCCUUAUAGAUGUCCACAAUACAUGAUUGGGUCGCUACCCUAGAUGUCAUCCCCUUAUUGUGUUCCACAAUACUCAUGUACAUGAUUGGGUCGCUACCCUAGAUGUCAUCCCCUUAUUGUGUUCAACAAUACUCAUGUACAUGAUUGGGUCGCAACCCUAGAUGUCAUCCCCUUAUAGUGUCCCACAAUACUCAUGUACAUGAUUGGCUCGCUACCCUAGAUGUGUUUCCCCUUAUAGUGUUCCACAAUACUCAUGUACAUGAUUGGCUCGCUACCCUAGAUGUCAUCCCCUUUAUGGAGAAAAAUACCCACAAAAAUAUGUCAGGAAAGCGAGGAGUAUUAGUUCCAUUAAUUUGCUUGUUUUUAUUUUUAUGUUUAUAAAAUGAUAAAGGACAUCAUGCUCAUUAAUUGGGCAUCACAGCUUCUAGCCGAUUUUUAACUAAAUAGAAAAAAUAAUGGCCAGUAACAAUUUGGCCUGAUCACUUCUAUGGUUAUUAUUAGCUCACCUGGUCCGAAGGACCAAGGUGUGCUUAUGCCAUACCGUGGCGUCCGUCGUCCGUCCGUCGUCCGCCGUCAACAAUUUCUUCUUCAUAACCACUGAUCAGAA
This is a messenger RNA of Pecten maximus, 3838 nucleotides long. Its product is annotated as gastrula zinc finger protein XlCGF57.1-like. The record is from RefSeq and is a predicted model, not a curated record. The coding region runs from base 945 to 2864 and encodes 639 amino acids. NCBI's taxonomy places the organism in Eukaryota, Metazoa, Mollusca, Bivalvia, Pectinida, Pectinidae. Gene Ontology annotation, cellular component: nucleus. The transcript has 6 exons.